This is a messenger RNA of Limanda limanda (common dab), 1526 nucleotides long. RefSeq names its product peroxisomal biogenesis factor 11 beta (gene pex11b). Lineage: Eukaryota; Metazoa; Chordata; Actinopteri; Pleuronectiformes; Pleuronectidae. The record is from RefSeq and is a predicted model, not a curated record. Gene Ontology annotation, cellular component: peroxisomal membrane. The transcript has 4 exons. Gene Ontology annotation, biological process: peroxisome fission; regulation of peroxisome size. The coding region runs from base 176 to 946 and encodes 256 amino acids.
AUCCGUCAGAGAGCCAGUGGACGUGCUGUGGUAUUAAGUGACCUCAGAACACUGGUUUAGACGACAUCCCCUCCAGCGCAAUACACUUGUUAACCAGCGGAAACAGCAGCAGGUUCACGGCUGUUUCCAUAGCUGUUAAAAACAGCUGGUUCCCACCACACACCGAGCGGCCGGUAUGGACUCGUGGCUCCGCUUCUCCGCUCAGAGUCAGGCCAGGGAGCGACUCUUCAGGGCUACUCAGUAUGCCUGCACCCUGUUGGGCUACACCCUGCAAAAGGGUGGGGCAGCAGAUGAACUCCGCAAAACCGUCAGUCAGCUGGAAACACACAUGAGCCUGACUAGAAAACUGCUGCGUCUGGGAAACUCUGUUGAGGCACUGGAGGCAGCCAAGAGGGCCAUCCACCUCUCUGACAGCGUGCUGAGACUCUGCCUGACCAUCAGCCACCUCAACAAAGCCAUGUACUUUGCCUGUGACAAUGUUCUGUGGGCUGGAAAGACAGGCCUUAUCUCCAAGCUGGACCAGCACAAAUGGAGUCAGAGGUCUUUCAGGUACUACCUUUUUGCUCUGAUCCUCAACCUGACGCGAGAUGUGUACGAGAUUCGGCUCCUGAUGGAGAGUGAAGCGCGCUACAGAGCCGCCAAAUCCCCACCCUCACCCUACCCCAGCACCACUCUGCCCGUUGACCCACUAUCCUCCUCCGCCACUCCGGCAUUACCUGCUAUGUCUGUGUGGCUCCGCAGACAGCUCAACCUGAUAGUGACUGUGCUGUACAGCAACCCGCCGCUGCUCUUGGACCUGCUGAAGAACGGCUGUGAUAUCUUCAUCCCUCUGGACCGGCUCGGGAUUUACCCCACAGGGCCAGGCUUUGUUGGGGCCUGUGGCUUGGCCUCCUCUGUCCUCUCUAUCCUCACCAUUGUCCACCCCUGGCUCAAACUCAAGCCAUGAACCAAGAUACAGGGUGGAGACAUCUCGAGGAGCCACAGGGAGCACUGAGACCAUGCAGUUAACAUACUGAUCAUCCUGUGAAGUAAGAGAAGUUCUGAAAUGAUAGUAAUGCGCCCAAAUCCCAAAGAGGAGCCCAUAAUAAGUGACGCUCAAAUUUCUUCCACUCUGCAUAAAAAACUGCUAAACACCUACCAGCCUCACUGAGAGGAUCAGUAGCAGCUCUGCUUCAAUGAGUCCACUCUGGGCAAAGAUGUAGUGAUGCUGCACACAUCAAUGACAUUCUAAUGGUUGUGGUGGGUUGCAUGUGUGACACGUUUCAGUCUGUUUAACUGAUCAUUAGCCACUCUAAUGGCCUUUGCAGGCAUCUGUUUUCCUCCUGACAUCACCUUUAUUCAUGUAAGAGAAGUCAAACUGUGACAUACUGACCCAGCUGUAAAUCUUUCAGUAAGUGUUAUUAGCAAAGCUCUUAACAACUAAUGUAUUUUAGGUUAGAGUCUCUCUUGGGACCAUUAUAAGUGUAAGGUGUUGGUCAAGACAACAUGCAGUUUUUAAAUCUAGGAGUAUAAAAAGGCAAACUGAA